UGAAUGGGUAGGGCAGCCGAAAAGAAAAAAAUGCAAAGAGAGAAAGAGUGAGACCAUUGAUUUUUCUCUUGUUCUAUCGCAUCAUAUCAUCACCAUCCUCAUGCGAUGUUGUAGCGCUCUUCACUCUCAGAGCGCGUAAAUGGCACAUCUUCACCUUCUCCGAUUGCAAUUCCGAUUAUCCUCUUCCUCUUCCUCUCUCUUCACCGCCCCAAAUUCCGCCUCUGCCAGCACCCUCUUCUCUCCUCUCGCCUAUUCUUCUCCUGCACCACCGCCUCCUCCCACUCUUGCUUUCGCGCCCAGAAAGCACCUUCUCUCUUUCAAGUCAACCCUCUAUUUAGUCCCUAGCAAGAGGGUAUUGCUUAAAGAUUCAAAAUUGCCACACAAGUAUCCCAAUUGCAUGUAUUUCAUCAAUCAAAUUACUCAUACCUCAUGGACUGAUUCACCCAUCCAAUGCAUGUUUCAAAACACGUACGCGGUAUGUGCAACUGUUGCUGAAACUGGUCAGCCAAAAUGGUGGGAAAAGAAUGCACCAAAUAUGGUUGAUAUUCACUCCACGCAAGAAUUUCUGAGUGCUUUGAGUCAAGCUGGAGAUAGACUUGUUAUUGUUGAAUUUUAUGGAACUUGGUGUGCUUCUUGCCGAGCAUUAUUCCCUAAGUUAUGCAGAACAGCUGAAGAAAACCCCGAAAUUCUUUUUCUCAAAGUAAAUUUUGAUGAGAAUAAGCCAAUGUGCAAAAGGCUGAAUGUUAAAGUACUUCCUUACUUCCACUUUUAUCGUGGAGCUGAGGGGCAGCUUGAAUCGUUUUCAUGUUCACUUGCCAAGUUUCAAAAAAUAAAGGAUGCCAUCCAGAUGCAUAACACGGCACGAUGCAGCAUUGGUCCACCUGUGGGCAUUGGCGAUCUGCUUGCUGAACCUUCCUCUGCUGCCAAGGAUAGACCUGUGGAAUCCGUUUAAGCAUAGUACUUGUAUCUUCUAUUCACGCAUUUGUAUUAUAAGCUAUCUCACAGAGGGAAACCCCAAAGAAACUUAUAAUAUAUGUACUCUGUAUAUUUACUACUUUAUUUUUAUUUUAUUUUUUGGUUUUAGAAGGAUACCUAGCAGAAUUGUUUGUUCUGUCUCAUUCUUGACCAUUCAUUAGCUGAUUGUAAUCGUCUACUUUAAAACUUCUGUUAAAUGAAAUGUUGUGAUUUAAUUCUUUUGCUAAAUCUGGCUUGACCAGGGUAA
Vigna angularis (adzuki bean) is the source of this 1222-nucleotide messenger RNA. RefSeq names its product thioredoxin-like 2, chloroplastic. The transcript is spliced from 5 exons. Bases 140 to 952 code for a protein of 270 amino acids. Gene Ontology annotation, biological process: cell redox homeostasis. Lineage: Eukaryota; Viridiplantae; Streptophyta; Magnoliopsida; Fabales; Fabaceae. The record is from RefSeq and is a predicted model, not a curated record.